AGAGCAAAAGAUUUCUCAAACAUGCAUGAAAGAAUCUAAACAACACUCCAGGCAUGUUUGAUAAGGGAAUAACAAUAAAGCAUGACGCAAAGUGACUUUACAUAUUAUUUCCCCUUUAAAUCCAUUACAUGUUAUUUAGUCAGAUGUCAUGAUUUCACUUAAAGUUUAGGUGUAAAUACAUUUACAAACGCAGACUUCAUUCGACUGUAACUGAACUAAUGUUCUCAAGAACAAACAUAGACACCACAGAUAGGUUUGAGCAUGUGAUUAUGUUUCCAAAGUAGGACACAUUGCAUCACUUUAUGCUAACCAAUCAAUGGCAGACUAGACCCUUAAGAGAGGAAAAUGCUAAAAAGAUACUUUCCAUUCACCACAAUAAUCUGAAGACAAUGGCAUUUGCACACUAUGCCUUCUUUCCGACAUGCCUUGUCCUAUGCUUGGUUCAGGAAACUCAUCUGUCAUCAUAUUCAUCUGUUCACCAAGAGAGCAGCUUCACCUCAGCCCAUGUCGGUGGCAAAGUGACCAUUCGAUGUUUCUACAAAGGUGACGAUUCAGCAUGGAUCUGCUGGUACAAACAAAGUCUGGGGCAGAAGCCAAGGCUCAUUUCGAGCUUCUAUAGCUAUGGAACAAAAAGGACUUUUUACCAUGAAUUCCAGAACAGUAGUCGUUUCCAGAUGGAUGCAGAGAAUCACACUUACUACCUGACGGUUUCGGACCUACUUGUCUCAAACUCAGCGACUUACUACUGUGCAGUUAACUAUGCAAAGGUGCUGACUUUUGUAGAGGGAAAAACAGUUAGUGUUAGAGAUUCAGGUUUUGACAGUCAGGCUUCGGUCGAUCAGCCAAAGUACGCCACCGUCCCGCCGGGAGGCUCUGUGACUCUCAACUGCACAGUCCAAACUGGGAGCUGUGGUGGAGAACACAGAGUUUACUGGUUCAGAAACUCUGAUGACUCUCCACCAGGACUGGUUUAUGGACACGGAGCCAAGAGUGAGCAGUGUGAGACGAAUCCCUACAGACAGACACACACCUGUGUGUAUGACCUGCCUGUGGAGAAUCUGGAUGCGUCUCAUGCUGGGACCUACUACUGCGCCGUCGCCUCCUGUGGACACAUCGUUUUUGGAAACGGAACCACGCUGAAUUUCUCCUUAGGAGAAGAAAACAUCUUGGUGUACCUGUUUGUGGGAUUUGGGUUUGGGUCUGUCACCACCGCCCUGGUUGUUUUACUGAUUAUCUUUGUGAACAGGAGAAAGACAAGACGUCACCAAGCCACGGAGUCCAGACGGCCUGUGGCCUGGACCACAAUAACCGAGGAUAAUCACAGAGACUCAGGCGACCUCCACUAUGCAUCUAUAAAUGUUGAGUCAUCCAGCAGAUCACAGAAACAGAGGAAGAGCAGCCAGUCUGUCCGCCUCUGCUCUAGUGUAAAAAAUGAGAAAUAAAGAUCCUUUACUAUUCAGAAUCGCUGAGGCUUUUCAUAAUGUGAAUGUUUUUUGUUCUCUGAAUUGAGAUAAACUUUCUAAGGCUUAAAUAAGACGGCAAAUGUAUUUCUUUAGGAUCUUUUUUUUUUAACUAAGGCAGCUUUCUAUUUUUGCUGUUAGUAUUCUUCUGCUCACUUCAUAUGAACGAGUCAAUGAAUACAUUUUUCUUGGCUUCAACAAUAUUUCUUUUCGUACACGAUGCUAUCUGCGUU
Messenger RNA from Xiphophorus maculatus (southern platyfish), 1693 nucleotides. RefSeq names its product immunoglobulin kappa light chain-like. The transcript is spliced from 5 exons. Gene Ontology annotation, biological process: response to bacterium. NCBI's taxonomy places the organism in Eukaryota, Metazoa, Chordata, Actinopteri, Cyprinodontiformes, Poeciliidae. The coding region runs from base 303 to 1442 and encodes 379 amino acids. The record is from RefSeq and is a predicted model, not a curated record.